Hibiscus syriacus is the source of this 375-nucleotide messenger RNA. Its product is annotated as monothiol glutaredoxin-S10. The record is from RefSeq and is a predicted model, not a curated record. Lineage: Eukaryota; Viridiplantae; Streptophyta; Magnoliopsida; Malvales; Malvaceae. Bases 58 to 366 code for a protein of 102 amino acids. The transcript has a single exon.
CACAAGCCAAAACAAAGUAAGCAAUUGCAACUACAAAAUCUCAUAUACUCUUGAAAAAUGGAUCGCUUAGCGAAAUUGGCAUCCCAAAAAGCCGUUGUGAUCUUCAGCAAGAGCUCGUGUUGCAUGUGCCAUGCAAUCAAGAGAUUGUUCUACGAGCAAGGGGUGAGCCCGGCGAUAUACGAGCUCGACGAAGACGCCAGAGGCAAGGAAAUGGAAUGGGGUUUGAUGAGGCUCGGGUGCAACCCGACGGUCCCGGCCGUGUUCAUUGGCGGUAGAUUCGUCGGUUCGGCUAACACCAUCAUGACACUUCAUCUCAAUGGUUCCUUGAAGAACUUGCUCAAAAAUGCCGGUGCUCUUUGGCUUUAAAUUUAUGAG